Messenger RNA from Symbiodinium sp. CCMP2592, 228 nucleotides. The record is from the annotation of a GenBank genome assembly. Lineage: Eukaryota; Dinophyceae; Suessiales; Symbiodiniaceae.
AUGUCCGACGAGAGAGCUCGCAGUGCAGAUAGAGACCGAGACCUUCAAGUUCAACAAGCAGUUGGGCAUGCGAAGUGUGACGCUGGCUGGUGGCCUCAGCAAACUGGAGCAGUUCAAGGAGGUGAAAAGAGGAGCCGAGAUUGCGAUUUGCAACCCCGGGCGUUUGAUCGACGUGGUGAAGAUGAAAGGCUGCAACUUGCAGCGCUGUACAUACAUCGUUUUAGAUGA